AUGAACGUGGGCACGGCACACAGCGAGGUGAACCCCAACACGCGGGUAAUGAACAGCCGGGGCAUCUGGCUCUCCUACCUGCUGGGCAUCGGCCUGCUGCAUGUCAUCCUGCUCAGCAUCCCCUUUGCCAGCGUGCCCGUGGUCUGGACCCUCACCAACCUCAUACACAACCUGGUGGGUAGUGCGCACCUUAGUAGGCUAUGCCUAGGGGCACCAGUGCAUCUCACUCACCCACUGUAUAACAUAAGUGCUGUAGGUGGAUGGUCCAGUCACUGUUAUUGCACACAAUGGUAGUCUCCAUAAGCAAACUACUCUGCAGUCUGCACUGUCAUUAGGAGUGGGCUGAGUGAAAGUGAAUCAAAUCAAUAGUCCAUGGGGCAGUCUUGAGCAUUUGCCCCAGUUUGUGGCAUUUUCAUUGCUAUAAAAUUCACAGAACAGAUCAGUUUCCACAUCCUUUUUCAAAAUGAAUCGUUUUGCGGUUCUAGGCUACUGAACAUUUCACAGUAUCACUUUUGCCCAUACUGUUUUCUAUAUACCAGCUAAAGCUUUCCUGACCGACUAUUCUGUGCUGUGUGUGUUGCAGUGCAUGUACCUGUUGUUACACUUGGUGAAAGGAACCCCGUUUGAGACUCCGGACCAGAGCAAGGCUCGCUUCUACACAUACUGGGAGCAGAUGGACUAUGGUGUCCAGUUCACUGCCUCACGCAAGUUCCUCACCAUCACCCCCAUUGUCCUGUAAGGACCUUUACACUACCUUAUGCUUUAUAGACAAUUUAUAAAAUAUUAGUCUAUUUACCUCUUAUAAUCCUUUAUAAAGUAUCAUUUAAUGCAACAGGUUACAUUGGUAUUUUAGUAGUAAUAGGACUGUGGGCCUCCCGAGUGGCGCAGCGGUCUAAGGCACUGCAUCGCAGUGCUAGAGGCUUCACUACAGUUCGAUCCCAGGCUGUGUCGCAGCCGGCCGCGACCUGAAGACCCAUGAGGCGGCGCACAAUUGGCCCAGCGUCGUCCGGGUUAGGAGAGGGUUUGGCCGGCAGGGAUGUCCUUGUCCCAUCGCGCUCUAGCGACUCCUUGUGGCGGGCCGGGAGCAUGCACGCUGACUUCGGUCGCCAGUUGUACAGUGUUUCCUCCGACACAUUGGUGCGGCUGGCUUCCGGGUUAAGCGAGCAGUGUGUCAAGAAACAGUGCGGCUUGGCAGGGUCGUGUUUCGGAGGACGCAUGGCUCUCGACCUUCGCCUCUCCCGAGUCUGUAGGGGAGUUGCAGUGAUGGUACAAGACUGUAACUACCAAUUGGAUAUCACGAAAUUGGGGAGAAAAAGGGGUAAAAAGUACACAAAAAAUAAAUAAAUAAAAGUAAUAGGACUGUGACGUGAAGCAUUAGCCUAUUUUUUAAGUACUGUUUGUUUCCCCACUGUCCUUGUUAAUGACUUCAGCAGCCUCAUCCAGCCAGUCUGUGGGCAGUGGGGAGUAUGGGCUGCAGUGGUGCCUGCUGUCAGCGGAAGGCUCUAUUUAAAGACACUGCUGACAGAUGCUUUGUCACUAAUGCUUAGUCAAUGAACCAUGAUGGAUCUAUUUGCAGAUACGUCCUCUUCUGAAUUUUUUGGGAGGAUAAAUUACAUUUUUAUUUUAGUCCUUGUCACUUUGAUCUUCAAAAGUCCUCCACAACAGUUGACAUGUUCACAUGUGGCAUUGUGAAUUGGAAAGACAUGUAACUGUCGACCAAAAAAACAGAUACCUGUUCAGGGAGACCUUCACCCAGCUACAGUCUUUCUUUGACCUACCCUUUCUUUCUCUCCCUCAUACAUUCUCCCUCUCCCCAUAGCUACAUCCUCACCAGCUUCUACACCAAGUAUGACCGGGCCCACUUUGUGUUCAAUACGGUCUCCCUGAUGACAGUGCUCAUUCCCAAACUCCCCCAGCUUCACGGAGUCCGGAUCUUUGGAAUUAACAAGUACUGAUGGGGCGGAAGAGGACACCGCCAUUCCUCCAUCUCCCUGUGGACUGUGAACACAGAGUAUCAGGCCCCUCCGCAUUGGCCCCCGGCCCAUAGGGAUCCAUGGCCCCUCUCUGGCUCCCAGUGCUAUUGAGCACUCUGCUAAAUGAAACCUAUGGACGAUACUCAACACAGAAUUGACUUAAAGAGCUCGGCUGGGUCCAAGCUCCUAUGUGGUCCUAUUGAAGCUGUGUUGUGGUGUUUAUUUGUGGUUCCCUUUAUGU
Coregonus sp. 'balchen' is the source of this 2214-nucleotide messenger RNA. The record is from the annotation of a GenBank genome assembly. NCBI's taxonomy places the organism in Eukaryota, Metazoa, Chordata, Actinopteri, Salmoniformes, Salmonidae.